Messenger RNA from Columba livia (rock pigeon), 2027 nucleotides. RefSeq names its product sulfite oxidase (gene SUOX). Gene Ontology annotation, biological process: sulfur compound metabolic process. Gene Ontology annotation, molecular function: sulfite oxidase activity; molybdenum ion binding; heme binding. The coding region runs from base 281 to 1891 and encodes 536 amino acids. The transcript is spliced from 4 exons. The record is from RefSeq and is a predicted model, not a curated record. Lineage: Eukaryota; Metazoa; Chordata; Aves; Columbiformes; Columbidae. Gene Ontology annotation, cellular component: mitochondrion.
GAGAAAAACGGGACCGGCCCCGGUUUCCCCCCGUUCCCGUGGCAGCGCUGGCCCUUUAAAUCCCCGCCGCGUUGCCUCUUUAAGCCGCUCGGUGCUGUUGCCCCUUUAAACCCCGCCCCGGCGGACCCCACCACGGGGGCCAAGCCACGCCCACACAGCCCCUCCAGGCGCGGGUGGGGGCGUGGCCACCGGGCGAGGCCACGCCCGUCGCCCCUCUCUUAAAGAGGCAGAGAGCGGCGGGAGGUGCCGCUACCGGAGCCGUAACGCAGGUGCCGCCGCGAUGCUGCUGCUCCGAGCCGUUACCGGGCGCAGGCUCCCGCCGCUGCCGCUGCCCCGCCGGCCCUGCUCCCGCUCCCCCACCGGCAGCCCGGCCGCGGGGGGUCGUCGGGGGGCGGCCCCGGUGCUGGCGGCGCUGCUGGGCCUCGGGGCCGCGCUGGCCUACGGAGAACGGCGGCGGCGGGUCGCCCAGGCGGCCCAGGCCCCCCCGCCCCCCCGGUUCCCCCUGUACACGCGGGAGGACGUCGGGCGGCACCGCACCCCCGGCGACCGCGUCUGGGUGACCCACGGCACCGAGGUCUUCGAUGUCACCGACUUCGUGGAGCUGCACCCGGGGGGGGCCGACAAGCUGCUGCUGGCGGCCGGCGGAGCCCUCGAGCCCUUCUGGGCCCUCUACGGCGUCCACAACCAGCCCCACGUCCUGGAGCUGCUGCGUGAGUACAAAGUGGGGGAGCUGGACCCCCAGGAGGCGCCGCCGGCCCCCGCCGACAUCCGGGACCCCUUCGCCGGGGACCCCCCCCGGCACCCCGGUUUGCGCGUCAACAGCCAGAAGCCGUUCAACGCGGAGCCGCCGGCCGAGCUGCUGGCCGAGCGCUUCCUGACGCCCAACGAGCUCUUCUUCACCCGCAACCACCUCCCGGUGCCGGCCGUGGACCCCGAGACCUACCGGCUGCGGGUGGAGGGCCCGGGGGGGGUGUCGUUAUCGCUGUCCUUAUCGGAGCUCCGCAGCCGCUUCCCCAAGCACGAGGUGACGGCCACGCUGCAGUGCGCCGGCAACCGGCGCGCCGAGAUGAGCCGCGUGCGCCCCGUCAAGGGGCUGCCGUGGGACAUCGGCGCCAUCGGCACGGCGCGCUGGGGGGGAGCGCGGCUGCGCGACGUGCUGCUCCACGCCGGCUUCCCGGCGGAGCGGGAGGGCGAGUGGCACGUUUGCUUCGAAGGGCUGGACGUCGACGCCGGGGGGGCCCCGUACGGCGCGUCCAUCCCGUACGCCCGCGCGCUCAGCGCCGGCGCCGACGUGCUGCUGGCGUACGAGAUGAACGGGCGGGAGCUGCCGCGCGACCACGGCUUCCCGGUGCGCGUGGUGGUGCCCGGCGUGGUGGGCGCGCGCAGCGUCAAGUGGCUGCGGCGCGUGGCCGUGAGCGCGGCCGAGAGCCCCAGCCACUGGCAGCAGAACGACUACAAGGGCUUCUCCCCCUGCGUGGACUGGGACACCGUGGACUACACGACGGCGCCGGCCAUCCAGGAGCUGCCGGUGCAGUCGGCCAUCACUCAGCCGCGCCCCGGCGCCGCGGUGCCGGCGGGGGAGCUGACGGUCAAGGGCUACGCGUGGAGCGGGGGCGGGCGGGAGGUGGUGCGGGUGGACGUGUCGCUGGACGGCGGCCGGAGCUGGCGCGUGGCGCGGCUGACGGGCGAGCGGCCGGUGCCGGGGCGCGCGUGGGCUUGGCGGCUGUGGGAGCUGCGGGCGCCGGUGGCGGCGGGGACGGAGCUGGAGAUCGUGUGCAAGGCGGUGGACGGGAGCUACAACGUGCAGCCCGACGGGGUGGCCGCCAUCUGGAACCUGCGCGGGGUGCUGAGCAACGCCUGGCACCGCGUGCGUGUCACCGUCACCCGCUGAGCACGCGCGGUGCGCGUCCGUCCGUCUGUCUGUCUGUGUCCCCCCCCCCCUCCCCGCCCCCGGCGGCUCAAAGGUCGCCGUGUUUUAUGGCCCUCAAUGUGUGAAAGUGGCUCCAUAAAGAUUGUGGGUUUAUGGA